Trichoderma breve is the source of this 1605-nucleotide messenger RNA. RefSeq names its product major facilitator superfamily domain-containing protein. Lineage: Eukaryota; Fungi; Ascomycota; Sordariomycetes; Hypocreales; Hypocreaceae. Gene Ontology annotation, biological process: transmembrane transport. The transcript has 6 exons. Gene Ontology annotation, molecular function: transmembrane transporter activity. Gene Ontology annotation, cellular component: membrane. The record is from RefSeq and is a predicted model, not a curated record. The coding region runs from base 1 to 1605 and encodes 534 amino acids.
AUGGCAACUCAAAAGGACAACCCAGAUAUUAUUCACCUUGAAACCAACACGAACCAAGGUGAUUCCAACUCCAAGAACAUCACCAGCGAAAUCACCCCUGUUCCGAAACCAAACACCGACUCUUCUUUCACGGGAAGAGACAAAGCUGCCCAGUUUCUGAAGCAAGCCAACCAGGCUACCAUCAUUGUCACUCCUAGCGAGAAUGCUCGUGUCCUCCGCAAGAUCGACCUUCACCUCCUCCCCAUCAUCCUCUUCGUCUACUGUCUCCAGUCACUCGACAAGACAACUCUCUCCUAUGCGUCAGUCUUUGGCCUCAUCGAUGACACGCACUUGGAAGGCCAGGAGUUCUCAUGGCUAGGCUCCGUGGUGUAUGUGGCUCAGCUGGUGUUUCAGCCGCUGGUUGCCUAUGCCCUGGUGAAGUUGCCCGUGGGCAAAUUCUGUGCCACCAUGGUGUUUUGCUGGGGAGCGGUGCUGUGCGGCAUGACGGCUGCGAAGAAUUUCGGAGGUCUGAUGGCCGCGAGAUUAUUGCUGGGAGCGUUUGAGGCUUCGGUUGCCCCGACUUUUAUUGCAGUCGUACAAAUGUGGUACCGCAGAAAAGAACAGACGACUCGAAACGCCUCCUGGUAUGCAAUGCUGGGAGUUGUCAACAUGCUCGGAAGUCUCCUCACAUAUGGCCUGGGUCACAUCAAGUCCACCCUUCGACCCUAUCAAAUCAUCUUCCUCUUUUGUGGCUGCAUCACUGUUGCUUUUUCAAUAAUCAUGUACCUUUUCAUGCCCGACUCCCCCAUGGAGGCAAAGUUCCUCAAAGAAGACGAGAAACUCAUCGCUAUUGAACGUCUGCGAAUGAACCAGAUGGGUAUUGGCUCCGGCGUCUGGAAAUGGGAGCAUGUUCGCGAAGCCAUGCUGGACCCAAAGACGUGGCUCUGGACCUGUCUCAUGCUUACCAUCUCGAUUCCCAGUGGUGGCAUCUCUACCUUUGGUCCGCUCAUCAUUCAGUCCUUUGGCUUCAGCUCCUUCACCACGAUCCUCUUCAAUAUCCCAUUUGGCGCAUCCGCCGUUCUCUUGUUCCUAUGCCUUCCUCCCAUUGCGGGCUGUGUCAUCCUUCUCGUUACCGGCCGAGCUCCAUCCGACCGAGCCGUUCUCCUGGUUGGCUACUACAUCAUCUCCGUCUACCCUGGCAUUUCUCCUCUGAUCUACUCCUGGUCAGGCCAGAACACUGCCGGCGAUACCAAGCGCAAAGUGACUACCGGCAUGCUCUUUGUGGGAGCGAGUGUCGGCAACAUCAUCGGCCCGCAGCUCUUCAAGCCCAGCGAGAAGCCGCGCUACGACCGCGGUUUGCGAUCGAAUCUUGCUCUUUUCGUGGUGUUGGCAGUCCUGAUUGUUGCGGGUAUGCUUUGGAUCAAGGUCCUUAACACGCGGCAAGCGGCGAGACGGCGGGCGCUCGGCAAGUCAGAGGUGAUCCGGGAUCUUAGCAUGAUGGACAGGAAGCGAGGCGAUAAUGAAUACGACGAGGAGAUUUUGAACAUGGGUGAUGAUAAUGUUGGGGACAAGGCGUUCGAAGACGUGACGGAUUUGCAGAAUGAGGAUUUCAUCUAUGUUUAUUGA